AUGCAGUCCCCGUCCGAGGCCGAAAGGUCUACCGCAUUCAAUCGUGGCGAAGCCCUCAGACACCUGGAAAUGGAGCCUGUGGACCAUGCGCAUUCUGUACUUAAUGCGCCGUCACCGAUACUGCCCUCGCUGCAGAUUCGAACCGACUUGCCCAGUAUUCGGCCGACCAGCUCGCAUCGCGAUUCCGACCCAUUAGCCUCCCUCAGCGUAUCCUCUGGAAGUUUUCUGCAGCGCACUCCCAGCCUACGCGCGCUGAUCGCCCCGCCUCUCUCGAGUGCCGGCUCGUUAUCACCGGCCUCUUUUAUGUCUUCGCCCCAGCUGAAUGCCAUGGGCGAUAUCACACCUCUGCCAUCACCCAUCGGUGGAGCAUCUCCGUGGCGGCGCGGCGAAUUGCCGUCUCUGUCUCGCACAUCUUCCACGGCGUCACGUAGCGCGUCGAGUUUGCGCCUGAGCGAUUCUUCGCAGAUGCUGGGUCCGCCAGUGUCGCGUUCCCGCGGCAAGACAUACAACGGGCUGGAAGGCAUGGGAGAUGAUUCAGUGCCGGGUCGACUUCGUCACGAUUCACCCAGCAAACACGUGCGCAACCGCAGUCUCAGCGACUAUGCGCCGCCCGGCCGAACAACUCUUCCUCGUCCGAUUGCCGUCUCCGGCGCCGGUGCUCCUGGCAUGGUCCCCUCAUCGAGUACCGACUCGAAACAGGCCGGCCUCCAUCGAGAACAAUACCUCGCCGUACACCGAGGUAUCGCCUUGCCCACUGUUCGUCCCCCAAGUCCGCCUCGCAGCAGUGGAAGUUGUUAUGGGGACAGCGACGCCGAGCCAGUCAUUCAAUAUCCCGUCCCGCUCUCGACCUCCGAUGAAAUAUAUUCGGUGAAGUCAAUCCGCACCCAACAAGCCCGGAUCUACCGAAAGCUGCGAGUUCUCGGCCAAGGCACAUUUAGUAGAGUUUGUCUGGCCGCCCGCGUGGAGCAAUCGGUGCAGACACCGUUGUCCCCCGAUAUCGAUGGCCCUGGCUUCGCUGUCCCGCCAGCUGCCACACAGAAAUUGGUCGCUGUCAAGAUCAUCGAACAUGGCCCAGCCGGGGGUGCAGACGAAGAACGCCUGGAGGUUUCACUAAAACGCGAAGUCGACAUCUUGAAAGCAGUGAAUCACCCAUCUUUGGUUCAACUCAAGGCAUUCGGCAGCGACGAGAAGCGUGCUCUGCUUGUUUUGGACUUUUGUCCAGGUGGUGACUUGUUUGAGUAUGCGACUUCCGGAACUCGACCGACUUCUCCUGGCCUUAUCCAACGCAUUUUCUCCGAGUUGGUUGAUGCAGUGCGUUAUCUUCAUUCUCAAUACAUUGUACACCGUGAUAUCAAACUCGAGAACGUUCUGCUCACCUUGCCCUCUCAUGCACUGGAAGAAGUGACAGAUUGGCAUACCUAUGAUCGUGCGGUGGUCGUUCUCAGCGAUCUGGGUCUAUCAAGGCGCAUCCCAGAACCCCCGGAGAGCCCGCUGUUGAAGACCCGGUGCGGAAGCGAAGAUUAUGCCGCUCCGGAGAUUCUCAUGGGACAAUCGUAUGAUGGUCGCGCUACUGACGCGUGGGCCCUCGGUGUCCUACUGUACGCCAUCAUGGAAAACCGCCUACCAUUCGACGUCCUUCCCGGCACUCGUGGUGACCCAGCCAAACUUCGCGCUCGCACCCCGCAUCGCAUUGCCCGUUGCGAAUGGAGUUGGUACCGCUACGCCAACGAAGACGAAGAGUGGGAUCCCGAAAAGGGCCAAGGCCUGGACGGAGCGCGCGACUGUGUGGAAGGCCUCCUCAAGCGCAACACCAAGCGAAAGUCACUCGAUGAGAUUGCCGCCAUGUCUUGGGUCUGUAAUGCCAUUGACGUCCCUGCUGGCCUCAAACGAGGCGACAAGGAAGUGCCAUAG
Molecule: messenger RNA, 1911 nt
Organism: Penicillium atrosanguineum
Lineage: Eukaryota; Fungi; Ascomycota; Eurotiomycetes; Eurotiales; Aspergillaceae
Product: putative protein kinase
Exons: 2
Coding region: 1-1911 (636 amino acids)
Biological process (GO): protein phosphorylation; intracellular signal transduction
Cellular component (GO): cytoplasm
Molecular function (GO): protein serine/threonine kinase activity; ATP binding
Source: RefSeq, a predicted model, not a curated record